Molecule: messenger RNA, 654 nt
Organism: Lodderomyces jiufengensis
Lineage: Eukaryota; Fungi; Ascomycota; Pichiomycetes; Serinales; Debaryomycetaceae
Gene: VTI1
Product: v-SNARE protein
Exons: 2
Coding region: 1-654 (217 amino acids)
Biological process (GO): macroautophagy; vesicle fusion with Golgi apparatus; Golgi to vacuole transport
Cellular component (GO): ER to Golgi transport vesicle membrane; endoplasmic reticulum membrane; Golgi apparatus
Molecular function (GO): SNARE binding; SNAP receptor activity
Source: RefSeq, a predicted model, not a curated record
AUGUCUGAUUCAUUCAAUACAUAUGAAAAUGAUUUUCAAUUAGCUUUGCAAGAAGCUAAAAGUAAAAUUGCACAAAUAGAAUCCGUAGAGGGAGAACAACGAAAAACGUAUUUAAAAUCAAUUGAAGCAGCUAAUGAUGAAGCAUUAGAAGUAUUAGAUCAAAUGAGUAUAGAAGUACAAAAUCUCCCAAGUAAUCAAAGAUCAUCAUAUAAUACAAAGAUUCGUCAAUACAAGCAACAAAUAGAUGAAACUAAAAAGAAAUAUAAUCAAUUAUCAGAUUCUCAAGAUAAACAUGAUUUAUUUGGAUCCAGGUAUAGAGAUGAAGAAGAAAAUAUAGGAGAUUCACAAAGAAAACAAUUAUUAAAUAAUCAUUCAUCAUUAGAAAGAUCAUCACAAAGAUUACAAGAUAGUCAAAGAAUAGCAUUAGAAACUGAAAGUAUUGGUGGUAAUAUUUUAAAUGAUUUAAGAUCUCAAAGAGAACAAAUUUCUGGUGCAAGAAAUACUUUAAUGCAAGCUGAUUCUUAUGUUGAUAAAAGUAUACAAACUUUGAAAAGUAUGGGAAGAAGAUUAACUGCUAAUAAAUAUAUAAGUUAUGGUAUUAUUGGUGUUUUAAUCUUAUUAAUAUUUUUAGUUCUUUUUAGUAAAUUUAGAUAA